Messenger RNA from Haemonchus placei, 213 nucleotides. Lineage: Eukaryota; Metazoa; Nematoda; Chromadorea; Rhabditida; Trichostrongylidae. The record is from the annotation of a GenBank genome assembly.
AUGCUCAUCGAAGUACUUUUUGUGUCUUUGAAUCCGUUUCACACCCGCGAAGGACUGAUUUUGAACGAAACGGAUUUUCAAUAUGGCAAUCCGACAGAUCCACCCCUUUGGUUUUCCAUUGAUGUUGUCAGAUCUCUAGCCAUGCCUGGACAGGCAGUACCGGAAUGGGCCAUGACUCAGCGGCCACUCAAUAUUGUAAUGGUGCUUGUAUGA